AUGGCAGGCGAGACGAGCGACCUCGAGGGAUCGGGUCUGCGGCGGCGCCACGUCCAGACGCCGCCGGCGACUGCGCCUGCAGCCGAGCGCACUGCACCGCCGCCGCCGCAUCGCAAGGGCUUUGUCGAGCUGCUGCUGUCGCCGCUGAGCUUUGUGUUGGGCGACGGCGAGCCCGAAGACCCACAGGCUGCGGCGCGGACCUUUACGCACCGUCUGCGGCGACGCUACGGCGAGGACGUGACCCCGGGCUUUGAGCACACGUCGUUCCGCGAUGCGGUGUCGACGGCGCGGACCGCGUCCAAGUUCCUGCUCGUGUUUCUGCACUCGACGGUCCACGACGAAGCUGCGGUGUUUUGCCGACACGCCAUGUGCACGGCAGAGAUGCGCACGUACUUGAACAAUAGCGACUGUAUUGUCGCGUGGGCUGGCUGUGUGCAGUACGCCGAGGGCUUUGGCGUGAGUCUGUCGCUCGGAUGCGCUACGUUUCCGUUCGUAGCGCUGCUGUCGUGUGUCUCGCGAGGGAUCAACGUUGUCGAGAAGAUCACAUCCAACUUGCCAGCUGAAGCGGUCAUUGCGAAACUGAAUGCUGCUGUUGAGCGCAACAAUCCGAUAUUGACGGCAGCGCGUCAUGCUCGCCAGCAACGGACUGAGGCGCAGAUCCUGCGAGAACAGCAGGAUAUUGAGUAUCAGGAGUCGUUGGCAGCAGACCGGCGUCGAGAGCAAGAGGUACGAGAACGGGCGGAACGGGAGGAGCUGGAGCGACUGCAGAAGGAAGAGGAAGAGCGGGUUGCGGAAGCGAACGCUCGUCGUGCUGAAGACGAACGACUUCGUCAGGAACAAGAGUACCAGGCGGACAUUGAAGUGAAGCGGGCCCGGAUCGCUGACGGCCCCAAGUCACGUACUCCGCCGCCAGGUGCAGACUACAAGACGGCGGUGAUCAAGUUCCAUCUACACAACGGCACGCGCUUGGACCAUGUCUUCUACGCGCACGACACGCUGCAGACCGUGCGGGACUUUAUUGAUGUCGAGUUCUAUGACCGUGGGAUCUCGAUUCGGAAUUACGAGUUGGCGACGAACUUUCCGAAACGAGUGUAUGGCCCGGAACUACUGGAUGUCACCCUCGCCGAGUCUGGCCUUGCACCGCAGGCACUCGUGUUCGUGCAAGAUCUUGACUCGUAG
Hyaloperonospora brassicae is the source of this 1179-nucleotide messenger RNA. The record is from the annotation of a GenBank genome assembly. NCBI's taxonomy places the organism in Eukaryota, Oomycota, Peronosporomycetes, Peronosporales, Peronosporaceae.